UCUUCGUUUGUGGCUCUUACGAAAGGAGACACAAUUCGUUAUUCUUCCGCGUUGCAUACACUCUUAGAAACAACGCACUGGUGUCGGAGUUGAUCCAUGGCGACGCAUCCGCAUACUCCGACCUCAUCGAACGCCUUCUCCUUCCUGUCGAAGGGCUGGCGCGAGGUUCGAGACUCGGCGGACGCUGAUAUUCAACUCAUGCGUGACCGAGCGAACUCGUUCAAAGACCUAGCCACGUCGUUCGACCGCGAGCUCGAGAACUUCUUCAAUUCCGCCACGCCGCCGUUCUCGGUUCCGGCCAUGCGCUCUCCGCCGCCGAGGGAGAUCGAGUUCGUCAAGAGUCUGCGCCCGAAGCUGUCGGAGAUUCGACGCGCUUAUUCCUCACCCGAUUUCAGCAAGAGGGUUCUGGAGAAAUGGCGCCCGAGGACGCGGAUUCGAAUCGACCUUUCCGCGAUAAAGAAGGCUAUUGUGUCAGCGGAGGAAGAUGGGAUUCUGGAUUUCGAGAAGAGGGGAAGGAGGUUGAGUUUCUGGGAGGAGUGGAAAAGCGAAGGCGAGGGUGAAUCGAAGGACUGGGAACCGAUUCGUGCAUUGAAGAUCAGGCUCAAGGAGUUUGAGAAGCGCGGUUCUUCUUUCGAGGCUUUCAAGAACAGUGAAUUCGUGGAGAAAGUGAAGUCUGGGUUGAAAUCAAUGUGCAAGGAACCUGAGGAGUCAAAGGAAGUGCCACCAUUGGAUGUACCCGAACUUCUUGCCUACUUUGUAAAACAGUCUGGGCCAUUUUUGGACCAUCUUGGAGUGAAAAGAGACGUAUGUGACAAGAUAGUCGAAAGUUUGUAUAGCAAACGCAGAAACCAUUUUCUACUGCAAUCCCUAUCUGGGGAAGAGUCUUCUAUUGUUGGGAAUGGAAACAUAAAUGAUGAAUUGGAUUUACGAAUAGCAAGCGUCCUUCAAAGCACGGGACACCGUCACGAAGGUGGAUUCUGGACAGACCAUGCUAAGCAUGAUCCGUCUGAAAGUGAAAGACAUGUCGCAAUAGUCACAACUGCUAGUCUUCCUUGGAUGACAGGAACAGCUGUAAACCCCCUAUUUCGAGCUGCAUAUUUAUCACAAUCUGCCAAGCAAAAGGUCACUCUGUUGGUUCCAUGGCUUUGUAAAUCAGAUCAAGAGCUUGUUUACCCCGGAAGUCUUACUUUUACUUCACCAGAAGAACAGGAAGUUUAUAUACGUAGCUGGCUUGAAGAAAGGAUUGGUUUUAAGGCAGACUUCAAAAUUUCUUUUUAUCCUGGGAAGUUUUCAAAAGAAAGACGGAGUAUAAUACCUGCUGGAGAUACUUCUCAAUUUAUACCAUCUAGGGAUGCUGACAUUGCUAUCCUGGAAGAGCCGGAACAUUUAAAUUGGUAUCAUCAUGGCAAACGUUGGACUGACAAAUUCAACCAUGUUGUUGGUAUUGUUCACACAAAUUACUUGGAAUAUAUCAAGAGGGAGAAAAAUGGAGCACUCCAGGCAUUCUUUGUGAAACACAUAAACAACUGGGUUACUAGAGCAUACUGCCACAAGGUUCUUCGUCUCUCAGCUGCUACUCAGGAUUUACCCAAGUCUGUAAUUUGCAAUGUUCAUGGUGUGAAUCCGAAGUUCUUGGAAAUUGGAGAAAAAAUUGCUACAGAGAGGGAGCUUGGGCAGAAAUCCUUUACAAAAGGCGCGUAUUUCUUGGGAAAGAUGGUGUGGGCAAAGGGAUAUAAGGAGUUGAUAGAUUUAUUAGCAAAACAUAAGGCUGACCUUGAUGGCUUCAAGUUGGAUGUGUUUGGAAAUGGAGAGGAUGCUAAUGAAGUUCAGAGUGCAGCUAGGAAGUUAGAUUUGAAUCUCAGCUUUCAAAAAGGAAGAGAUCAUGCAGACGAUUCUCUUCACGGGUACAAAGUUUUUAUAAAUCCUAGCAUUAGCGAUGUGCUAUGCACUGCUACAGCUGAGGCACUUGCCAUGGGAAAAUUUGUAGUUUGUGCUGAUCAUCCGUCAAACGAGUUCUUCAGGUCAUUUCCCAACUGUUUGACGUACAGGACGUCCGAAGACUUUGUGGCAAAAGUAAAAGAAGCAUUAGAAAACGAGCCUUAUCCUCUAACACCUGAGCAAAGAUAUCAACUUUCUUGGGAGGCCGCUACUCAAAGAUUUAUGGAAUAUUCUGAGCUUGACAGCAUCCUGAAUAAGGAAAAUAAUGGUGAAAAGUCAAGCCUAGAUAAAGGAAAGCUCGUUCCCAAGUCAGUUUCAAUGCCUAAUCUGACGGAACUAGUAGAUGGAGGCUUAGCAUUUGCUCACUAUUGUCUCACUGGGAAUGAAUUCCUGAGAUUAUGCACAGGAGCAAUACCUGGGACACGUGACUACGAUAAACAGCACUGUAAAGACCUUCAUCUUUUGCCGCCACAGGUAGAAAAUCCCAUCUAUGGCUGGUGAAUGGAUUGACUAGUUUGAACAGGUGACGAAGGGAAACUUGUCAUACCAGAUCAUGACAAGCAGUGCUGUGAAAACUAUCAUCUCAUGCUUGUAGGUAGGAAAACUUAUGGAUGGAUGGUGAUAGUUUAGUGGUUUGAAUUUUAGUUUCUGCUCUGAAUUACAGUGGUUUGUCUUUGGUUCUAGCAUUCUAGGUUUUCAAUUCUUAAUUUUUGUAGUUCUUUUUGUUUUUUUGUAAGUGAUGUAGUUUAAUAUUUUACUAAAACACUUGUAGAAAGCUAAUGUAAAGUUGCAUGACAAAAAGUAGAACGUUCUCCCACGUAACUAGUGGAGAAUAAGCUGUAAUAAAUUUGCAUCGGUUUACGUGGAAUAAAUUGUUCAGUUGUGGUAA
Molecule: messenger RNA, 2827 nt
Organism: Vigna unguiculata (cowpea)
Lineage: Eukaryota; Viridiplantae; Streptophyta; Magnoliopsida; Fabales; Fabaceae
Gene: DGD1
Product: UDP-Glycosyltransferase superfamily protein
Biological process (GO): galactolipid biosynthetic process
Cellular component (GO): chloroplast outer membrane
Molecular function (GO): digalactosyldiacylglycerol synthase activity
Source: RefSeq, a predicted model, not a curated record